AUGGAGGCGCUUAUUCCCGUUAUUAACAAGCUCCAGGAUGUGUUUAACACGGUUGGCGCGGAUAUUAUUCAGCUGCCGCAGAUAGCUGUGGUGGGGACGCAGAGCAGUGGCAAGAGUUCCGUUCUGGAGAGCCUGGUUGGCCGUGACCUGCUCCCACGGGGAACCGGCAUUGUCACCAGGCGGCCUCUCAUCCUCCAGUUGGUCCACGUCGACCCGGCGGAUGCUCGCAAAAAUGAGGACGUUGACGGUGAUGAGUGGGGGAAGUUUCUGCACACUAAAAAUAAGAUCUACACUGAUUUUGACGAAAUCCGGCAAGAAAUAGAAGCUGAAACGGAGCGAAUUUCAGGGAAUAACAAGGGCAUUAGCGAUGAGCCCAUUCACUUGAAGAUAUACUCCCCGCACGUCGUCAACCUGACUCUAGUGGACCUUCCUGGCAUCACGAAGGUUCCCGUGGGCGACCAACCCAUAGAUAUCGAGGUCCAAAUCCGAGAUCUCAUUCUGAAGCAUAUAUCCAACCCCAACUGUAUCAUAUUAGCCGUCACGGCCGCUAACACGGAUAUGGCUACGUCCGAAGCGCUCAAGGUGGCUCGGGAGGUUGACCCUGAUGGUAGAAGAACGCUAGCUGUGGUGACCAAACUCGAUCUAAUGGACGCCGGAACCGAUGCCAUGGACGUGCUAAUGGGUCGAGUCAUUCCUGUCAAGCUAGGUCUCAUCGGCGUGGUCAACAGGAGCCAGUUGGACAUCAACAAUAAAAAGUUUGUUUCCGACGCCAUCCGAGAUGAACACGCCUUCCUGCAGAAGAAGUACCCCUCGCUAGCGAAUAGGAAUGGGACUAAAUAUUUGGCGAGGACACUUAAUAGACUACUGAUGCAUCAUAUCCGCGACUGCCUGCCCGAGCUGAAGACACGGAUCAACGUACUAGCCGCUCAGUACCAGUCCCUGCUGGGCAGCUACGGUGAGCCAGUGGAAGACCAAAGUGCCACCUUGCUGCAGCUCAUUACCAAGUUCGCCACUGAGUACUGCAACACCAUAGAGGGCACGGCCAAGUACAUCGAGACGGCAGAGCUAUGCGGUGGUGCGCGAAUCUGUUACAUCUUCCACGAGACUUUUGGCCGAACUUUGGAGUGUGUCGACCCGCUCGGAGGCCUCAGCACUAUCGACAUCCUGACGGCCAUUCGUAACGCUACGGGCCCUCGUCCCUCUCUUUUCGUGCCUGAAGUCUCCUUCGAACUGCUUGUGAAGAAGCAGGUGAAGCGCCUGGAGGAGCCUAGUCUGCGUUGCGUGGAGCUGGUUCACGAGGAGAUGCAGAGGAUUAUCCAGCACUGCAGCAACUACAGCACGCAGGAGCUCCAGAGAUUUCCGAAGCUUCACGAGGCCAUCGUGGAAGUUGUCACUUCCCUUUUGAGGAAAAGGCUGCCUAUCACUAAUGAGAUGGUCCACAACUUGGUCGCCAUCGAGCUAGCUUACAUCAACACGAAGCAUCCGGAUUUUGCAGAUGCUUGCGGGGUCAUGAACAACAACAUAGAGGAGCAAAGAAGAAACAGGAUGAGGGAAUUGCCCACUGCAGUGUCCAGGGAAAAGUCUCUUGGCAAAGGCCCGGCUGCGGUUUCUGGCGAGGCCCCUGCGCCUGGAAUAGAGGCAAACGGUGUCAAGGCCCCAGCAUCAGGCGACGCGGACGGCGCCGGAACCUGGAGAGGGAUGCUCAAUAAAGGAGAAGGCGGACCAGGUUCAGGCCCGGGAAGUCCUCUAAAAGGAGCCGUCAACUUACUAGAUGUGCCGGUACCAGUCGCCAGGAAGCUGUCGUCAAGGGAACAGAGGGAUUGUGAGGUCAUUGAACGCCUCAUCAAGUCCUACUUUCUCAUUGUGCGGAAGAACAUUCAAGAUAGCGUGCCAAAGGCGGUGAUGCACUUCCUGGUCAACCACGUGAAGGACAGCCUUCAGAGCGAGCUGGUUGGUCAGCUCUACAAGUCGGGCCUACUGAACGACCUGCUUACCGAGUCGGAGGACAUGGCUCAGCGGCGCAAGGAGGCAGCCGAUAUGCUGCAGGCGUUGCAGAAAGCCAGCCAGGUGAUCGCCGAGAUCAGAGAAACUCACCUGUGGUGA
Messenger RNA from Nerophis lumbriciformis (worm pipefish), 2103 nucleotides. The record is from RefSeq and is a predicted model, not a curated record. Lineage: Eukaryota; Metazoa; Chordata; Actinopteri; Syngnathiformes; Syngnathidae.